Messenger RNA from Acanthosepion pharaonis, 675 nucleotides. Lineage: Eukaryota; Metazoa; Mollusca; Cephalopoda; Sepiida; Sepiidae. The record is from the annotation of a GenBank genome assembly.
AUGCCUGAAGAGACCUUUUCUCAAUCACCCACUAACAUCUCUCUCUUUCUGUCUCUAAUCUCUCAUUCUCUCCCCUUUUAUUAUCCUUUUCUCUCUCUCUCUUUCUCUAACCUUCCUAUCUAUCCAUCUACUCUCUCUCCUGCUCUUUUGAUAUCUUUUUCAAUUCUCUCUGCUCUCUUUCUAUCUCUCUCAACUCUCUUUCUUCCCCCCUCUCUCUCUGCUUUCUUGCUAUCUCUCUCUCUCUACUCUCUUGUUAUCACUCUCUCUUCUCUUUCUUUAUCUCUCUCUGCUUUCUUUUUAUCUCUCUCUCUCUCUCUCUACUCUCUUGUUAUCAUUCUCUUUCUUUCUCACCUUUCUCUCUGCUCUCUUGCCAUCUCUACUCUCAUUUUCUCUCUCCCCUCUCUUUCUCCCUCCCUCCUUUCGUUUUUAUUUGCUCUUUUCCUUUCCCCUUUUAAUCCCUCCUUUCUCUAUCUCUCGCUGCUUUCUCUUUUUUUCUCACUGCUCUUUUUCUUUCUGCUCUCUCACUCGCUCUCUCUCUGCAUUCUCUUUUCUCUUCCUCAUUCUUUUUUUUCUCUCUUUCUCACUCCCUUUCUUUGCGCUCAAUCCCUAAACGAAUACUUUUACAUUGCUUUUGAUAUUGAGAUGUUAAAUCAAGCGAUCACUUUUACCACUUAA